UUAUUUUGAUGAAAUGGAUCAUGAAUUUGAAAGCUUAUCCAUUGAUACAAUUGAACUUUUCAACGUUUGUGAGGAAAUAGAAAGAAAUGAUUUAAAUCACCCAUUUUAUGAUCAAAGAAUGAUGGUGCUAUGUGAUGAAUUCGAUGGGAAACUGGUUGAUCAAAUGGGUCGUGGAACUAAAAGGAAAGCAGCUGUUGAUAUUAACUCUGCUGACAUCAAAAGAAUAAAAUCUGGAUCGAACAUGGAUCUUUCACGGUCUUCACAAGAGCAAUCAACAUCGAAUGAAGGUAAUAAUUUUAACAUGAAAUUUUGCUGUAUUUGUAAUAGAAAUGUUUCCAAAAAAUAUUUCGCUAAUCAUCUAAGGAGCAAUGCACAUAAAAAUAAUGUAAAUAAAAAACAACAUUCAAUAAAACCCAAUGUUAAGAUAAUUGAGACUGCGUUCGGUAAUAGAAUAAUAACCUAUAGAGUAACUUCAGAAAAUCAAAAUGAUUUACAGUUUGAGACACCAGAGUUAUUUCUUGCAUCUGUCAAAGAUACAAUAUUUACAAUAAUAAAUAAAUCUAUAGAAGAUCAUACAAUUUUAAAAAUAAAUUUCAUUUUAUAUGGUGACUUUGUUCAGGAGACAAAAAACAUUAACAACACUUUUGAUUUCCAAUCAAUGAAUUUUAUUGUUUGUAUUGGUGAUGAUUUAAAUAUAUUUUAUACAACUCUCACGAAAUCUCUAAUAAACUAUAUAAAUUCAUUCGAGAGAAAAGAUAGUGGGUGGAGUCUGAAAAAAAUUUUACAUUUGGAUAUGAAUUUAAAUCAAUUUAACCCUUUAAGAGGAAAAUCCUUUAUUGAGUUACCACAUGAUAUAAAAAUAAAAAAAGCUGUGAUAAAUGUUAAAAACACUGAUGACGCCUGUUUUAAGUGGGCACUGUUAUCUGCUUUAUUUCCAAUUCAUAAAAAUUCGGAUAGAGUAUCAUCAUACACCAAAUACAGUCAUAAAUUAAAGUUCGGUAAUAUUAAAUUUCCAGUCAAAUUAAAGGAUAUACACAAAAUUGAAAGUCUUAAUAAUGUAAGCAUUAAUGUUUUUGGGUUAGAAUAUAAUGAACAAAGAAAAAAGCAUUGUAUUGUUGGGCCAUUGUAUUUUACAAAGAAUAAAAUGCAGACUCAUAUAAAUUUACUAUAUUUGACACAGGGUAAAAUCGGUCAUUAUUGUUAUAUAAAAAAUAUGUCACGAUUAAUAAGUAGUCAAGUUUCGAAAUCCAAGGAAGCUAUAUAUCUAUGUGACUUUUGUUUACAAUAUUUUUCAACAUGUGAACGUUUAAAUAACCAUCAAAAAAAUGAUUGCAGACAUAUUUGUACACAAAUACCAAGCGUAGAUAAAAAUAAAAAAAAUUGGUGGGGCGAUAUUGUAUCUGAAAAUAAAUUAAGUUUUGAUAAAUUUCAACGUAAAUUGAUGUUACCUUUUGUUAUAUAUGCGGAUUUUGAGGCUUUUUUAAGUCCCUUAGCAUCAUGUUCAAACGAUCCUUCAAAAUCACAUACAAUAAAUGUACAAAAACAUAAUGUGUAUAGUUUUGGGUACUACAUUAAAUGCUCAUACGAUGAUAAAUUGUCUAAAUAUGUAACAUAUACUGGUGAAAACUGUGCUUUAAAAUUUAUGGAAACCCUGAAAGAUAAUUUGACAACAAUUGUUAAAAAAAUUGGUUUCCAAAAAGUUGCUAAUAAAAUAUCACCAAUUCAGCAAGAUAUAGUUAGCAAAUCUAUUCAUUGUUAUAUUUGUAAUAAAAUUUUGUGUGGGAAUUCAAUGAUUUACCACGAUUGGUUUACUGGGGAAUUUGUUGGGGUCAUACAUAAAGUUUGUUCAGAAAAAUUUAGAGUACCUUACACUAUACCAGUCUUCUUGCACAAUUUAAGCCAUUAUGAUGCACAUUUUAUCGUACAUGCCUUAAACUUUGAUGAAGGUCAGGUAGAAGUUCUCCCACAAAACAAAGAAAAAUACAUAUCAUUUUCAAAGGUUCUUAAAAUCAAUAACAGUAAUGUAACUUUACGUUUUGUGGAUUCCCUAAAAUUUUUACCCAGUAGCUUAGAUACUUUAGCAAAAAAUUUAACAAAAAAUAAUUUUAAUGAAUUAUCAAAAUGCUUUCCCAAUUCAGAAGACUUUAAACGGCUGACUAAAAAAGGUGUAUUUCCAUAUGAAUUUAUUAAAGAUUUUGAUACAUUAAACUACAAUCAACUUCCAGAUCUUCCACACUUUUACAGUAGUCUCACAGAUUCCAUUAUUUCUAAUGAAGAUUACAACCAUGCCAAAGAUGUUUGGAAUCAUUUCAAUUGUAAAAAUAUGUUGGAUUAUUCAAAUCUUUAUUUAAAAACUGAUGUUUUAUUGUUAGCAGAUAUUUUUGAAAAUUUUAGGCGUGUUUGCAUUAAAACGUACGAUUUAGACCCGGCUCAUUACUAUACAGCACCUGGAUUAAGUUGGGAUGCUAUGUUAAAACAUACUAAAACAGAGAUUGAAUUACUUUCUGAUAUAGAUAUGAUUGCUUUUAUUAAAUCAGGAAUUCGUGGUGGUGUUUCGCAAUGUAGCACUCGCUAUGCAAAAGCAAAUAAUGUUUACAUGUCUGACUAUAAUGCGAAAGAUAAAGAGUCAUUCUUAAUGUAUUUCGAUGCCAAUAAUCUAUAUGGUUGGGCAAUGUCACAAUAUCUACCUACAGGUGGUUUUGAGUGGGUUAGUGCUGAUACAGAUUUUAAUGUUAGUUGUUCAUCAGAUAUAGGUUUUAUCUUAGAAGUAGAUCUGGAGUAUCCGGUGGAUUUACAUGAUAAACAUUCAGAUUUACCUCUUUGUCCAGAAAAUAUACCAGUUGGGGACGCUAAGGAAAUUAGAUUGAUUCCAAACUUAAAAAAUAAAUCCAAAUAUAUUAUUCAUUAUCGAAAUUUAAUUCAAUGUUUGAAAAUGGGUUUAAAAUUAUUAAAAGUUUAUAGAAUAUUAAAAUUUAAGCAGAGUCCAUGGUUAAAGAACUAUAUAGACCUUAAUACACAAUUAAGAACUCGAGCUAAUUCUGAUUUUGAGAAAGAUUUCUAUAAACUCAUGAACAACGCAGUUUUUGGUAAGACUAUGGAAAAUAUUGAGAAACGAGUUAACGUUAAACUGUUAACCCACUGGGAAAAUAGGGGCAAAGUAUUGGGGGCUGGGGAUCUAAUUGCUCAACCACAUUUUCACAGUGUUUCAAUAUUUUCUGAUAGUCUUGUUGCAAUUCAAUUAAACAAAAUGAAAUUAAUUUAUAAUAAACCUAUUUAUCUCGGAUUUUGUAUAUUAGAUAUAUCUAAAACGCUGAUGUAUGAUUUCCACUAUAAUUACAUGAAAGAGAAAUUUACUUCAAAUCUGAAACUACUGUAUACAGAUACUGACAGUCUCAUUUAUCAAAUAUUUACUAGUAACUUUUAUAAUGAUAUAAAGCCAGACAUUUGUACACAUUUCGAUACAUCAGAUUAUAAUCCAAACAAUGUUUUUAAUUUUCCUCAAGUAAAUAAGAAAAAAUUAGGUUAUUUCAAAGAUGAAAAUUGUGGUAAAAUCUUUACAGAAUUUGUGGGUUUGCGAUCAAAAAUGUAUGCAUUACAGGUAGAUGAUAAAAUUAUUACUAAGGCGAAGGGUGUUAACAAAUCUGUCACUAAAAAAUUAACGUUGGAUAAUUAUAAGUCAUGUUUGUUUAAUAAAAACGUACAGCAUUGUAAAAUGUAUCGGUUUAGAUCAUUAAAACAUACAAUUUUUACACAGGAAAUAAAUAAGGUGUGUUUAUCUUUUAAUGACACAAAGCGGUACAUUUUACCAAACAAAAUCGAUACGUUACCUAUAGGUCAUUACCAAAUCAAUAGUAUGUAAUUAAGUAUUGUAAAUAUAACAAAUUGUAAAUUUUUAUGUAAAAUAAAUUUGUUUUGUACAUGUAUAAUGUAUAAAC
Molecule: messenger RNA, 3935 nt
Organism: Pieris napi
Lineage: Eukaryota; Metazoa; Arthropoda; Insecta; Lepidoptera; Pieridae
Exons: 2
Coding region: 14-3859 (1281 amino acids)
Source: RefSeq, a predicted model, not a curated record